CAACUCUGAGUGAUGGUCAUACUUCAACUUACUCUCGAAGAGCAGCAGGAACACCAGCAAGCAGCAGAAGAUCGGACUGUCUAUCGCCAUGCCAAGCAACAAGGAGAGCGCACAGAGCCUCAAGCGACCAGCUCCACCGCCCGCUCUCCCUCGUUUACCAGUAUUCCCACCGCUGCCGCCGCUUCCUCCGCCGGACACGAACAAGUGGAUCGAACCGACGAGAAAGGCGUCGCCCUUGCCGCCUGCUCUCACAAGGAGCGAGCCACGCCCAAGGCGCUUUGGAACGAAAAUUACCAAUCUAUUGAGUGCUGGCGAUGGUAUCUCGGUCGUGCACAAGGCUGAUCACAAAUCAACUUCUUCGGUUGCCUUAGCGGCGGCUCAGAAAUACUACCACCAGUAUCAGCACUCGUCACAUCCAGGGAAGAAACCGUGCAUUGCUGAUAAGCUGGAGGGCGAGAACUACGAGACGAAGCCUGAACAUGUGAUUAAGGUGAGUCCAAUUGCCUCGUCGGAGGACAGUUCGAACAAGAACGACCUGCACGUGUUGUCCAAGAGUCCUCAGUCGAUUUUACUACAGGAAUUUAUCCCAAAAAUGACCCCCAUGCAGCCAGGGCACACUAUCUGGAGCGUGACUCCUGAUGAACUUACUGCGUUGGCGAAAGAAGUGGCUGCCAUGAAGAAAGAAUCCGCUGAGCCUGUCAAGACGCUGUCGUACGCGGAGGCGAGCAAGCGCAACAUCCCUCGAUUCGCCGAAAGUCGAGCUUCACAAGAGAUGAAAGCGGUGGAAGAUGAGCAACCGGAACGAACUUUCAAGAAAUACUACGCACUGCCGAUCAUCCCGUCUUACGAAUCAUCACGCAGCAGGGACAUCUAUCACGCGGCGACACUAGAGGAAAAGGUAGAGUCAUUUCAAGACAGGACUGGUCCAAGCACGGAGGACAAGUCAGCAUUUGCGCUGGACCAAACCCAGAUGUCUAGUCUUUCAGCCACUACGGCCACAUUUUAUCCACGCCAGACGACCGAACCAAACGAUCUCAUUCAACUGGUUAAUAUUUACUCGUGGCGCGUCCAAUGAUAGCGCAAUCUAACGAUUGCUUUGUGCUGUUCGCAGUUGAAGGCUUCGCUCGCAUCGAAGAAGGUCGCCCCGCACAUGGAUUGGUGGCCGGUAACAUGGUGUUGCUUUUGUUUAGUCCCCUCCGUUGUGAAAGAAAUGUUAAAAUGUAUGAGAUGUGCUUUGCAGGGGGACUGGAAAUGCACAAAUUGCGGUGGGGCGAGCUUCCUGGGUGUGCUGGUCUCCACUUGAAAUUACUCACUGAUGUUGCAUCUUCUGUGCUUAGGCAACCACGUACUGAGUCCUAAAGCAUGCGUGCUCUUGCUUAAUGACGAACUAACCGCUCCCUUCUCGAGAUACAGAACUUCUCGUACAGGGACACAUGCAAGCGAUGCCGAGUUGGGCGGCUGGAAGACGCUGGCUUCGUAUUCCAACGACCUUCCUCUGAUUCAUCAAUCUGAAUUUGCGGGCGACGACAAGUACACAUAAAUGCUUUCGUUUCGCGAUCCCUUCACGCUAUCAAUGCCUUCACUUACCAAUCACGAAUAUCAAGAUUUUUCUAGUGAUCGCAC
This is a messenger RNA of Phytophthora nicotianae INRA-310, 1623 nucleotides long. RefSeq lists its product as hypothetical. The transcript has 2 exons. The record is from RefSeq and is a predicted model, not a curated record. Bases 89 to 1075 code for a protein of 328 amino acids. NCBI's taxonomy places the organism in Eukaryota, Oomycota, Peronosporomycetes, Peronosporales, Peronosporaceae.